AUGACUUUUCGCCGACAGGGUAGUGCCGAUUCGAAUUUUAGCCGUCGAGAAAGUGAUUUUGAUUUGGAUGAAAGGAAUCGAGAAACUUUACGUCGUGAUGCGGAACGUUCCGCAGCGUUACAACUUGAACGGGCCAAAUAUAAACCGGUAGCUUUUGCUGUUUGUACAAAUGUGGAAUUUGAUGGAACAUUGGAUGAUGAUUCACCUGUGCAUGGUUGUGCUGUAUCAUUUAAAGUUAAGGAUUUCUUACAUAUUAAAGAGAAAUAUAAUAAUGACUGGUGGAUAGGUCGUUUGGUAAAGGAAGGACAUGAUCUUGGUUUUAUUCCAUCACCAGUUAAACUUGAAAAUAAUCGACAACAAAAUGCAAAAGGAUUAAAAUUUAAAUCAUCAAGCAUACCAAAUUUGGCUAGUUUAGAUGAUAUGAUGCCACGAAGUGGUUCACCCGGUUCAACUCCACCUACACCAGGAGCUGAAUUAGACGAAGAAGACAAUGCACAUAGUAAAAAAAUCACUGAUUUAGUUUCUACACCUCCACCUACAAAAGAAAAAAGAAAAUUGAUGUUUAAAAAGCAAGAAAGUUUACCUCCAUAUGAUGUUGUGCCAUCAAUGCGACCAGUUGUCAUCGUUGGACCAUCAUUAAAAGGUUAUGAGGUCACGGAUAUGAUGCAAAAAGCUGUUUUUGAUUAUCUCAAACAUCGAUUUGAAGGAAGGAUAAUAAUAACGCGUGUCACUGCUGAUAUUUCAUUAGCAAAACGAACAUUAAUGAAUAAUCCAUCGAAACGAGCAACAAUGGAAAGAGCAAAUUCAAGAUCAAGCAAUAAUCUAGCUGAAAUUCAGGCGGAAAUAGAACGGAUAUUUGAAUUAGCUCGAUCCAUGCAACUUGUCGUGUUAGAUUGUGACACAAUCAAUCAUCCCUCACAGUUGGCUAAAACAUCGCUUGCACCAAUUCAUGUUUAUAUCAAAAUUAGCUCACCUAAAGUUCUUCAAAGGCUUAUUAAAUCAAGAAAUAAAUCACAAACGAGAAAUAUGAAUGUACAAAUGGUUGCAGCUGAGAAAUUAGCACAAUGUCCAGUAGAAAUGUUUGAUGUUUUAUUGGAUGAGAAUCAACUGGAAGAUGCAUGUGAGCAUUUAGCUGAUUAUAUGGAAUCAUACUGGAGAGCGACACAUCCGCCAGUGAAAUCACCGCCUCGAAUAAAACGAAAUCCAAUGGAAAAUCGCGGUCCAUCAACAUUAUUUACACCAUCACAAAUGAUGCAAGGAAUGGGACAUCCAUUAGCAAUAUCACCAAUGGUUAACUCACCGGAUAUGAAUAUUCCAUCAGCGAUCCGGCAAAGGAGCCCACAACAGCAGCAGCGUGUUCCAACAUUUAAUCUUCCACCAGUACAAUAUGAUGAGCAAUUAAUUCAGAAUUCUGGAUAUUAUCAGGAACCAUUACAAUCAACCAUACCAAUGCAAAAUAUACCGCAACAAAGACAAACGUUACAGCAACACGAUGAUAUCCAUGGUUUCGAUGAUUACGAUGAGGAAGAUUUCCGACGUGAUAUACGUGAUAAUAGUUAUGAAUCUCGUGGUAAUUAUCAUUACUGA
Brugia malayi is the source of this 1587-nucleotide messenger RNA. RefSeq names its product Voltage-dependent L-type calcium channel beta-2 subunit, putative (gene Bma-ccb-1). Gene Ontology annotation, biological process: chemical synaptic transmission; regulation of voltage-gated calcium channel activity; neuromuscular junction development. The transcript has 13 exons. Gene Ontology annotation, cellular component: voltage-gated calcium channel complex. Bases 1 to 1587 code for a protein of 528 amino acids. Gene Ontology annotation, molecular function: high voltage-gated calcium channel activity; protein binding. The record is from RefSeq and is a predicted model, not a curated record. Lineage: Eukaryota; Metazoa; Nematoda; Chromadorea; Rhabditida; Onchocercidae.